AUGCGCGGUGUUGGGGUAGGUGGCAGGAAAUGCGGCCUGAAGAAUCCCGCGCGCGGCUCGAGCGCCGUCUUCGCUACGCUCUUGCACGACGAUGGAAGUCCGAGCACGUUCUUGACGAGUAAGGUUACAGACUUGCUUACUGUCUCUGCGAAGUUCGCGCGACAACUUGUCGCCACAGCUAUCCCUGAGCGUGCUUGGAGUGGCCUGGGCUACUGGGAAGUCCCCCGACAGUCGUCGAUGCACGACGGUGGGUACGAUCCAGAGAAGUUAGAUCGCACGCCGCUCUCGUCGCGCUCUUGCACGGUCUUGGAAGUGUUGCGCUACCGAUUAGAUGCGACUUAUACCGAUCGUGGAAUGCUAAGCACGUUCUUGGCUAACUCGAACAGCUCGCGCGACUACUCGGACGAGCCUCAGCGGUGCAAGCAGUAA
Messenger RNA from Peniophora sp. CBMAI 1063, 429 nucleotides. NCBI's taxonomy places the organism in Eukaryota, Fungi, Basidiomycota, Agaricomycetes, Russulales, Peniophoraceae. The record is from the annotation of a GenBank genome assembly.